CGAAAAGUUGGAGGAUUCCUCGUCUCCGGCGGCGAUGGCAAAUUUAUAAAAAUCCCAAAGUCGGUCCAUUAUAGUCCGAGUUUCACUUCCUGUUCAGGUUACAACUGCACACCUUAUGCUUCUCAACUCGCGAUUCGGCAGUGUUGCAGAGCUAGGGCUUCUUCGGCAGGCACAAAUUCGAUCUAUCGGCAGGAAAUUGGCUCGGUACGCUUCGGAAUCCAAUGGCUUGUGUGUAUAUUCCGGUGCAGAACUCGGAGGAGGAGGUCAGGGUAGUGCUCGAUCAGCUGCCGAGAGACGCUUCGGACAUCCUCGACAUCCUCAAGGCCGAACAAGCGCCCCUCGAUCUAUGGCUCAUUAUCGCGAGGGAGUAUUUUAAACAAGGGAAAAUUGAGCAAUUCCGCCAAAUUCUGGAAGAAGGGUCUAGUCCUGAAAUUGAUGAAUAUUAUGCUGAUGUGAGAUAUGAGAGGAUUGCAAUACUGAAUGCUUUAGGAGCCUAUUAUAGCCACCUCGGGAAAAUUGAGACAAAACAAAGAGAAAAGGAAGAGCAUUUUAUUAAUGCAACAAAAUUCUACAACAAAGCAUCGAGAAUUGACAUGCAUGAGCCUUCUACUUGGGUUGGGAAAGGUCAGCUUUUACUGGCUAAGGGUGAGGUGGAACAGGCUUUUUCUACAUUCAAGAUUGUAUUGGAUGGUGAUCGUGAGAAUGUCCCAGCUCUUCUUGGUCAGGCAUGUGUUCAGUUUAGCCGUGGGCGAUAUUCUGAUUCCUUGGAGUUGUACAAGAGGGCCUUGCAAGUGUAUCCAGAGUGUCCUGGAGCUGUAAGACUUGGCAUAGCUCAAUGUCGGUACAAAAUGGGUCAAUUUGAGAAGGCAAAGCAAGCAUUUCGGCGGGUUUUGCAGGCAAACCCAGAAAAUGUUGAGGCUCUUGUGGCACUUGGCAUUUUAGAUUUGCAAACAAAUGAAGCUGCUGGUAUUAGGAAUGGAAUGGAAAAAAUGCAACGAGCUUUUGAGAUAUACCCCUACUGUGCAAUGUCACUGAAUUAUCUGGCAAAUCACUUUUUCUUCACUGGUCAACAUUUUCUAGUUGAGCAACUGACUGAAACUGCUCUUGCUGUCUCUAAUCAUGGGCCAACAAAGUCACAUUCUUACUACAAUUUGGCACGAUCUUACCAUAGCAAGGGGGACUAUGAAAAAGCUGGACUUUACUACAUGGCAGCUGUAAAGGAAAGCAAUAAGCCUCAGGAUUUUGUAUUGCCUUAUUAUGGGUUGGGACAGGUGCAACUGAAGUUGGGAGACUUAAAGAGUUCUCUUUCAAACUUUGAAAAGGUGUUGGAGGUUUACCCUGAGAACUGUGAGACAUUGAAAGCGCUGGGACACAUUUUUGUUCAGCUUGGGCAAACUGAGAAGGCCCAAGAGUUUCUCAAAAAAGCUGCUAAAAUUGAUCCACGUGAUGCCCAGGCAUUUCUGGAUCUUGGAGAAUUGCUAAUUUCAACAGAUGCAGGAGCAGCUUUAGAGGCCUUCAGAACAGCACGUGGUCUUUUGGAAAAGGGACAUGAAGAAGUGCCAAUAGAGUUGCUCAACAAUAUUGGAGUUCUACAUUUUGAAAGGGGAGAGUUUGAGCUGGCUGAAAGAACUUUCAUGGAUGCUCUGGGUGAUGGCAUAUGGCGCAUGUUAAUUGGUGGCAAAGCACAACCCUAUCCUAUUGAUGCCAAUGCAUCCAUUGUUCAGUACAAGGAUAUGCAAUUUUUUCACCGUCUUGAAGGAGAUGGUUCUAGCGUUGAAGUGCCUUGGAACAAAAUCUCAAUACUAUUUAACCUGGCUAGACUAUUUGAGCAGUUACAUAACUUUGAAGGGGCAAGCAUUUUAUACCGUUUGAUCUUGUUUAAGUAUCCAGAUUAUAUGGAUGCAUAUUUGAGACUUGCUGCCAUUGCAAAAGCUCGAAAUAACAUUCAGAUGAGCAUUGAGCUGAUUGCCGAUGCUCUGAAGGUGGAUGACAAGUGCCCAAAUGCACUGUUGAUGCUUGGCGACUUGGAGCUGAAAAAUGAUGACUGGGUCAAGGCAAAAGAUACCUUCAAAGCUGCAAAGGAUGCAAGUGAAGGACAAGAUUCUUAUGCUACUCUUUGUCUGGGAAACUGGAACUACUUUGCAGCACUUAGAUCAGAGAAAAGAGCUCCUAAGUUGGAAGCCACUCAUCUAGAAAAGUCUAAAGAGCUCUACACAAAGGUUCUGACCGAUCGCAAUUCUAAUUUAUAUGCUGCCAAUGGUGCUGGAGUUGUCACAGCAGAAAAAGGUCAAUUUGAUGUUUCAAAAGAACUUUUUUCACAGGUCCAAGAAGCUGCAAGUGGAAGUGUUUUUGUUCAGAUGCCUGAUGUGUGGAUAAAUUUGGCUCAUGUGCAUUUUGCUCAAGGCAGCUUCCCAUCGGCUGUGAAAAUGUAUCAGAAUUGUUUGCGGAAGUUUUACUAUGGCACAGACAGUCAAGUUCUUCUCUAUCUAGCCCGUACUUAUUAUGAAGCUGAACAGUGGCAAGAUUGCAAAAAGACUUUAUUAAGAGCCAUUCACUUGGCACCUUCAAAUUACACACUGAAGUUUGAUGCAGGUGUUGCAAUGCAAAAGUUUUCUGCAUCAACGCUACAAAAGCCAAAGAGGACUGUGGAUGAGGUGCGGGCAACUGUAGCUGAGCUUAAGAAUGCAGUUCGAAUGUUUGGUCAGUUGUCUGUUGCGUCAAAUCUUCAUUUUCAUGGGUUUGAUGAGAAGAAAAUUGAUACCCAUGUCAGUUAUUGUAAGCACUUGCUUGAGGCUGCAAAAGUUCACUGUGAGGCAGCUGAGCGUGAAGAGGAGCAGAAUCGGCAGCGUAUAGAACUUGCACGCCAGGUUACACUGGCUGAGGAAGCCCGUCGGAAAGCCGAAGAACAAAGGAAAUAUCAGAUGGAGAAAAGGAAACAAGAAGAUGAACUAAAGAAAGUGAUGCAACAAGAGGAACAUUUAGAGCGUAUAAAGGAACAAUGGAAGAGUAGCACUCCUGCCACCAAGCGGAAGGAUAGGUCUCAGUUUGAAGACGAAGAAGGUGGGCACAGUGAGAAGAGGAGGAAAAAGGGGGGAAAGAGAAGAAAGAAGGACAAAGGCUCAAAGUCACGUUAUGAGACCGAUGAAGUAGAAGCUGAUGUUAUGGAUGACCAGGAAGAAAUGGAGGACGAGGAUGCAAACAUGAGCUACAGGGAGCCCUCUAAUCAGAUUAAUCAUCAAGGAGAUCAAGGGGAAGAAGCUCAGGAUCUACUUGCUGCAGCGGGGCUUGAAGAUUCGGAUGCUGAGGAUGAUAUGGUUCCACCAUCAAAUUCAAAUCGGCGUAGGCGCGCAUGGUCAGAAUCAGAGGACGAUGAGCCACAACAGAGGCAACCACAAUCCAGCCCUAACGGGGAUAACUCUGCUGAGAUGCAGCUAAGUGAUGGGGAAGUCGGGGGGGAAGAUGGCAGCCUAAAUGCUGACGAGGAUGACUGAGUAAAAAUGCUCAAAAAAAGUCACUGUGCUAGGGGUAACACUGAUCAGCAGUUUUUUUGUCCAAUCCAAUGUAAUGUGAAUUUUUUUUUGUAAUUUUAAAAAAAGGAACAACAUUCUUAAUUUUAAGGCACCUUGCUUCAAA
Diospyros lotus (date-plum) is the source of this 3633-nucleotide messenger RNA. RefSeq names its product protein CTR9 homolog. The transcript is spliced from 24 exons. Gene Ontology annotation, biological process: regulation of DNA-templated transcription. Gene Ontology annotation, cellular component: Cdc73/Paf1 complex. Gene Ontology annotation, molecular function: RNA polymerase II complex binding. Bases 222 to 3491 code for a protein of 1089 amino acids. The record is from RefSeq and is a predicted model, not a curated record. Lineage: Eukaryota; Viridiplantae; Streptophyta; Magnoliopsida; Ericales; Ebenaceae.